Molecule: messenger RNA, 3132 nt
Organism: Penicillium diatomitis
Lineage: Eukaryota; Fungi; Ascomycota; Eurotiomycetes; Eurotiales; Aspergillaceae
Gene: ubaA
Product: E1 ubiquitin-activating protein ubaA
Exons: 5
Coding region: 1-3132 (1043 amino acids)
Biological process (GO): protein sumoylation
Cellular component (GO): SUMO activating enzyme complex; cytoplasm
Molecular function (GO): SUMO activating enzyme activity
Source: RefSeq, a predicted model, not a curated record
AUGAUAUGCACCCUAGCUCACACGACCCCCAACCAGGACGCAACCAUGGAGGUCGAAACUCCUCAACAUACCAUGGAGAUGAUCAAGCAGGGCGAGAUCGAUGAAUCCCUGUACAGUCGGCAACUCUACGUGCUGGGUCAUGAAGCUAUGAAGCGGAUGGGCUCAUCAAAUGUCCUGGUUGUUGGCCUCAAGGGCUUGGGUGUGGAAAUCGCCAAAAAUAUUGCUCUCGCCGGUGUCAAAUCUCUGACUCUUUACGAUCCGGCUCCUGUUGCCAUCGCCGACCUUUCGUCCCAAUUCUUCCUCCAGCCGCAAGACGUUGGUAAGCCUCGCGCUGAGGUCACUGCGCCACGUGUUGCCGAGUUGAACUCCUAUGUUCCAGUGAAGGUUCAUGAAGGCAAGAAUUUGGUUGGAGAUUUAGAACAGCUGAAGCGCUAUCAAGCGAUCGUGCUCACCCAGACUCCACUGAAGGAGCAGCUGGCCAUUGCUGAUUUCUGUCACCAGAAUGGCAUCUACGUCACGAUAACGGAUACAUUCGGUCUGUUUGGCUAUAUCUUCAACGACUUUGGAAAGAAGUUCACAGUCGGCGACCCUACCGGUGAGGAGCCAGUUGGCGGCAUUGUCGCGGAUAUUGCGGAAGAUGGGCUUGUGUCUGCUUUGGACGAGACUCGACAUGGCUUGGAAGACGGUGACUUUGUCACCUUCACUGAGGUCAAGGGCAUGGAGCAAUUAAACAACAGUGCUCCUCGCAAGAUUACUGUCAAGGGCCCUUAUACGUUUUCGAUCGGUGAUGUCUCUGGACUCGGCUCCUACCAAGGUGGAGGUCUCUUCGCCCAGGUCAAGAUGCCCAAGUUUGUGGACUUCCAGCCCUUGUCUGAGCAGAUCAAGAAGCCUGAAAUCUUGAUCUCCGACUUCGCCAAAUUUGACCGACCUGCCCAACUUCACAUUGGCAUUCAGGCCCUGCAUAAGUUCGCAGAGGGUCACGACGCUCAACUUCCUCGUCCGCACAAUGACAGCGAUGCCCAGGAGGUUCUGAAGAUCGCCAAUGAGAUUGCGUCUAGUGGAGAAGAGAAAGUCGAACUGGAUGAGAAGAUCAUCAAGGAACUGAGCUACCAGGCCCGUGGUGAUCUUAACCCGUUGGCCGCUUUCUUCGGAGGAAUUGCUGCUCAGGAGGUGCUCAAGGCUGUUUCAGGAAAGUUCAUGCCCGUACAUCAGUGGAUGUACUUCGAUUCUCUAGAGUCUCUGCCAAGCUCAGUGACUCGAUCUGAAGGCACUUGCAAGCCUACUGGUACCCGCUACGACGGCCAAAUCGCAGUCUUCGGCAAGGAAUACCAGGAAAAGCUUUCCAAUGUUACUCAGUUCCUUGUCGGUGCGGGCGCCAUUGGUUGUGAAACUCUUAAGAACUGGGCGAUGAUGGGCCUGGGCACUGGACCCAAAGGCAAGAUCUUCGUCACGGACAUGGACCAGAUUGAGAAGAGCAACCUGAAUCGGCAAUUCCUCUUCCGGUCCAAGGAUGUCGGGCGACUCAAGAGCGAGUGUGCAUCUGCUGCAGUCCAGGCGAUGAACCCCGAUCUGAAUGAUAAGAUCGUUACUUUGCGUGACCGCGUUGGUGCGGAUACUGAACACAUCUUCAAUGAAGACUUCUGGAACGGUCUGGAUGGUGUGACCAAUGCUUUGGACAAUGUUGAUGCACGCACUUACGUCGAUCGUCGUUGCGUCUUCUUCCGCAAACCACUCCUUGAAAGUGGCACACUCGGCACCAAAGGAAACACUCAGGUGAUUCUGCCAUUUAUCACUGAGUCCUACUCCAGCUCCCAGGAUCCCCCCGAGAAAUCUUUCCCCAUGUGUACACUCAAGAGUUUCCCCAACCGCAUUGAGCAUACUAUCGCGUGGGCUCGCGAUCUCUUCCAGACCUACUUUGUCGGGCCCCCCGAGUCUGUCAACAUGUACCUCUCGCAGGCUGAUUACAUCGAUCAGACUUUGAAGCAAGCUGGGAAUGAGAAGCAGACAUUGCAGCACCUUCGCGACUUCCUUGUUACCGAGAAGCCGCUGACUUUCGAUGACUGCAUCAUUUGGGCUCGUCAGCAAUUCGAGGCUCAGUACAACAAUGCCAUCCAGCAACUCCUCUACAAUUUCCCCAAGGACUCCAAGACCUCCACCGGCCAGCCCUUCUGGUCGGGCCCCAAGCGUGCCCCUACCCCCUUGAAGUUUGACAGUUCUAACCCUACUCAUCUGGGCUUCGUCAUUGCCGGCGCAAACCUACACGCUUUCAACUACGGCAUCAAGAACCCCGGUGCUGAUAAGGAUUACUACCGCAAGGUUGUGGACGACAUGAUCAUCCCCGAGUUCACCCCUAGCUCAAACGUCAAGAUUCAGGCCGACGACAACGACCCCGAUCCUAAUGCCCAGCCCUCCGGUACCACCAAUGAUGACGAGGAGAUCCAGAGGCUCGUGUCCUCACUUCCCUCACCCAAGUCCCUCGCCGGCUUCCGCCUGCAGCCCGUGGAGUUCGAGAAGGAUGACGAUACCAACCACCACAUCGAUUUCAUUACUGCCGCCAGCAACUUGCGUGCGGACAAUUACGAGAUUCCCCAGGCUGACCGUCAUAAAACCAAGUUCAUUGCUGGCAAGAUCAUUCCCGCUAUCGCCACCGCGACGGCACUUGUGACCGGUCUUGUUGCUCUAGAGCUGUACAAGGUCGUUGACGGCAAGGACGAUAUUGAGCAAUACAAGAACGGCUUCAUUAACCUUGCUCUUCCCUUCAUCGGUUUCAGUGAGCCUAUUGCUAGCCCCAAGGGUACCUACCAGGGCAAGCAAGGCGAGGUGACUAUUGAUCGUCUCUGGGACCGCUUCGAGCUGGACGAUGUGCCAUUGCAGGCCUUCCUUGAUCACUUUGCCGAGCGAGGUCUUGACAUCACGAUGGUCAGCUCUGGCGUGAGCUUGUUGUACGCUAGCUUCUACCCUCCUUCGAAAGUGAAGGACCGCCUGCCUUUGCCUAUGAGCAAACUCGUGGAGCACGUCAGCAAAAAGCCCGUGCCCGAGCAUCAGCAGAAUAUUAUCUUUGAGGUGACUGCCGAAGAUCAAACCGAGGAGGAUGUCGAGAUUCCUUACGUGAUGGUCAAGCUGGGCAAAUAG